Molecule: messenger RNA, 1347 nt
Organism: Neodiprion fabricii
Lineage: Eukaryota; Metazoa; Arthropoda; Insecta; Hymenoptera; Diprionidae
Exons: 4
Coding region: 1-1347 (448 amino acids)
Source: RefSeq, a predicted model, not a curated record
AUGUGUCUCUUCGCGACGAAUUUCAAAUACCUAAAGAAACUCUCGUCUACAAGUGAUUCAGACGCAGAGACAAAAGUCCUUCAGAAGGCUCAGGUUUCGCCUUUAUUUUCGAAACCUUCCGGUAAUCGUAAAGACACGACACCUGAGACAUCAGCUGACCCGUCCAAGGCCGACGCAUCAAUCGUAGCGGCGCGCACACGUUCGCGCCUACGCAGCGUGCCCACGGUGCCCACAGUACCGGAAAGAAGAGAGGGAAGCUCGGAGAGCUCAGGCCCGGUGGCGACACGCACGCGCGGGAAGGUCGUUACAAGACCCGCGAGGUGCCCACCUCCCGCCGACGCGAAACCCUCCGGAUCUGAACCCGAGAGCUCAGGGCCACUCAUACAGCGUUUGCACCGCAGUAUGUUGCCCUCACAGUUACUUCCUCCGAAAAGACCGAAGUCUCCACCCCCCGUAGAGAGGCCUGCCACUAUCACGGUCGCGCUCACCGCCCCCAGCAACGAUUCAGAUGGAAGCACGGAGGAAUCGGAAGCAGAUAGUACAAAGACGGUAACGGCAACUCUUGAAGAUUCAAUUAACAAAUUCAACGAAUCAUUAAGGCGUUUGGAAGAGCGGCAUCACACCAAAUCCUCCCGUGACCCCCAAAAAAGGCCUGAUAAAACAGAUUUUGACUGGCCUGAUCAUCUGUCGGAGGGGGAUGAGGUAGAAGAGGAGGCCUGGAUGAUUCUCCAGGAACAAGACCCUUUCGAUGACAUCGCCGGAGAUGCUGAGCUUACCAGCCGCUUGAAAGCGUUAGAAGGUAGGUUUAAGUCACCAUCGGACCAGGAAUUAGUACGGCGGCUGAGUGCGAGGGAGAAGAUAUCAUUACGCACGGAAGAAGAAGGAACGGAGGCGGACGACGAAAACGAUGAGCAACCAGCUGAGGGAGAGAGUAUGCCGCGAGCAAGCGCGAGAGUGAGACCCAAGACAAGUAUGGCCGCAGGACUCGAGCGCGAACCCGACACCUCGCAGCCCGCUCGGACCUCUCUACUGCCCGCUCCCCGCCCCACGGUGAGAUGGUCAUUGCCCAGCAACGAUGCGGCCCCGGCUGCAAAGUCUACAUCAUACCAACCACGUGCGUUACCACGUGCUACACCUCCCGGAAAUUCCACCGGUAAUAAAAGCGAAUUCAUAACUCUUCCUGAUGACCCCAUUAUAAUAGGAUCGAAAGACACGAAUUUGUCCUCGAUCACGUCGUCCUCACUGGACUUGUCCAGUAAAGAGGAACCUGACCAAGAAAAACCUAUAGCAAAAACAAGUACGAUGGAGAACUAUCAACCUAAGUGGGAAAACUACUCGCUGACCUAG